Molecule: messenger RNA, 1548 nt
Organism: Mollisia scopiformis
Lineage: Eukaryota; Fungi; Ascomycota; Leotiomycetes; Helotiales; Mollisiaceae
Product: Arabinanase/levansucrase/invertase
Exons: 2
Coding region: 1-1548 (515 amino acids)
Biological process (GO): carbohydrate metabolic process
Molecular function (GO): hydrolase activity, hydrolyzing O-glycosyl compounds
Source: RefSeq, a predicted model, not a curated record
AUGCAUCUCCUUACCUUUCUUUUCGGCCUGAUAACAUCUGAAUCACCUUCAGCCACGUUCACCAAUCCUGUGAUCUACGAAGACUUCGCCGACAAUGAUGUUUCCGUGGGCCCUGAUGGAGAGUACUACCUCUCCGCUUCAAACAUGCACUAUUCUCCUGGGGCUCCCAUCCUACGAUCUUCAAACCUCGUCAAUUGGGAACUGAUUGGGCAUUCAGUACCAUCUCUGAGUUGGUCAGCGAAGUACAACAUGACCGAUGGGACAGCAUAUACGGGAGGAACAUGGGCCUCAACAAUGCGGUACCGUAACAGUACUGGUCUAUGGUAUUGGAUCGGGUGCAUCGACUUCUGGACUACAUACGUCUACACAGCGUCUGUUGUUUCGGGCCCAUGGGCAUUAUCGGGAACCAUUAACUCAUGCUACUAUGACUGUGGACUUCACAUUGAUGACGAUGACAUAAUGUACGUUGUACAUGGAAAUACAAAUGUCAAUAUGUCCCAACUGUCUACCGAUGGUUUCCAUGAGGUCAAAACACAGCAGAUAUACACCACUCCGUCUGGGUACUCUGGUGUGGAAGGAAAUCGGAUGUAUAAAAGAAACGGAUCCUACUACAUUCUGGAUGAUUCCCCUGGAGAUGCUGCAACCUGGAUCUGGAAAUCUUUGACUCCUUGGGGACCCUGGACGAGCAAACUUCUGCAAAAGGCCAUUAACGGUCCACUCCCAGACGGUGGGUCUCCAUGCCAAGGGAGUCUCGUUGAGACAUCAACUGGAAAUUGGUACUUUAUGUCCUUUAUCUGGGCGUAUCCUGCAGGUCGGAUGCCAAUCCUGGCACCCAUCACGUGGGGUGCCGAUGACUUUCCGAUUUUGAUGGCUGUAAACGGUAGCUGGGGUGCAUCGUACCCCAAUCCUCUUCCACCCAGUCCGACACCUUCGUGGCUUAGGACAGACACAUUCAGUGAACCUGUACUUGGUGUUGACUGGGAGUGGAACCACAAUCCAGACCCAACCAAGUACAGCGUAAACAACAGCCUCACUCUCUCCACUGCGACUGUCACUUCAAACUUCUAUCUAGCACGGAACACGCUCACUCACCGGAUUCAUGGACCCUUUCCAGUUGGCACUGUCCAUCUCGACUUCACGAACAUGGCUGACGGCGAUCGCGCUGGGCUUGCUGCUUUCCGUGACAAUAGCUCGUACAUCGGCAUUGUUCGCGACAGUGGAGUUUACACACUGGAGAUGGUCACUGGUAUUUCGCAAAACAGUUCAGCAAACUGGGCCACCAUUUCGAACGGCUCUGUCGUAGCUUCUACGAACAUUUCUUCCACAAAAGAAGUGUGGCUGAGAACAAGUAUCGAUGCGAGGUCCAGUGGCACUAAAUUGGCAGAAUUCUACUACAGCUUGGAUGGAACCAAUUUCACGCAGCUUGGAGGCUCGGCAUCGUUAGUUACUGAUUGGGAAUAUUUUAUGGGCUAUCGGUAUGGCAUAUUUAACUAUGCAACAAAGGCUUUAGGAGGAAGCGUACUGGUGAAAAGUUUCACGAGCGCUUGA